This is a messenger RNA of Drosophila ananassae, 6239 nucleotides long. It is a transcript of the gene Set1, whose product is annotated as histone-lysine N-methyltransferase SETD1. The coding region runs from base 459 to 5402 and encodes 1647 amino acids. Gene Ontology annotation, cellular component: Set1C/COMPASS complex. Gene Ontology annotation, molecular function: histone H3K4 methyltransferase activity; protein binding; RNA binding. The transcript is spliced from 6 exons. The record is from RefSeq and is a predicted model, not a curated record. Lineage: Eukaryota; Metazoa; Arthropoda; Insecta; Diptera; Drosophilidae.
AUUAUCGACCGAUAUACGAUAUUUGCAUCCUAAAGGCCUCGUUUUUCUGCAUAUUUUUGCUUCGUGUUUUCAUAUUUUACAUUUACUUGUUAAAUAGUUUCACUGAUCCACAUUUGCGCUAUCUAAAUUGCAAGUAACGACCAGUAACCUCAAUAUAGGUUAAGGAGAUUCAUUGAUAAAUGUUUCCUAAUAUAGUUAAUAUAUUUAUUUGAAAGAAUUCAGAGAAAUGUCCACAUGAAGCAGAAAUUGAAGGAUGAAAUAAGUGUUCUAGAUAUAUUUUUAAAAUCUGGCCUGGACACAGAAAGUCUCCAAAAACAUCAAUCAUUAAGGAAAUGCAAAACAAAGAAUUUUAAUGCGCCUAAUACUUGUGGCCACAAUCUCAUGUCCGGCAGAUUUAGUACAAUCGUGACAAUAGCAUCACAUGCUUAAUUAAUCUGUUAUUGACGUCCCAAGCAAAAAUGCACCGUAACUUUAAACUUUUAGCAGACCCACAAUUGGUAAAAUGCGGUGCUAAGCUGUAUCGUUACGAUGGGGUUGUACCAGGAGAUCCGACUUAUCCAACAAUAACGCCAAGGGACCCCCGAAAUCCUCUUAUACGUAUUCGUGCGAGACCAGUUGAUCCACUUCUGCUUCUUAUACCUAGAUUUGUGAUCGACUCCGACUACGUUGGUCAACCACCGGCUAUUGAAGUUACUGUUGUCAACCUAAAUGACAAUAUCGACAAGCAGUUUCUGUCCAGCAUGUUGGACAAAUGUGGGACAUUCGAUGAAAUCCAAAUUUAUCAUCAUCCAGUUACAAACAAACAUUUGGGCAUUGCCCGGAUUGUUUUUGAAAGCACAAAAGGAGCGAGACAAUUUGUUGAAAAAUACAACGAAAAAUCAGUAAUGGGAAAGAUUUUAAAUGUCUUCUGCGAUCCUUUUGGUGCCAUAUUAAAAAAAACCAUUGAAAAUAUUACAAAUCCCAUCGUUACAAAACAAGGUUUUAUUUUGAAAGGUCAAAAAAUCUCUUCUAUGCAACAAGUGCAAGGAACCUGCCAAGACGGUGAUUUUGCCGACAGUAACUUAGAAAAAGAUACCUUGGAUAAUAUAGGUGUUGGAUAUAGAACUACAGAUUUAAGUUCUGAUAUUGAACGCAGCAAUGAUCGUUACUGGGAUCGUAUUAGAGAACGUGAAGGAGAUCGAUAUUUUAAAGAACACACAAGUCGUCAUUCAUCAGAGAGAAAUUAUGAUCGUGAACAAGGAAACCACGACAAGUUCUUAAACACUUCAAGGCAAAGUCGAAAUUUUUAUAGGCACCGCUCCAGGGAUAAAAGCUCAGAAGUUUCUAGAGAAAUAUUAUUUACUGGAAGUGAUAAACGUAGAGAUUCAAAUGUUAAGUCACGGGACUACCAUCGCUUAAGAGAACGUGAUCAUUUUCGAGAUGGAAAAUCACAAGACCAUUCAAGAGAAAAAAGAGAUUACCGAUAUAAUUCAUCAAAAGAAAGAGACUACCGAGAAAGAGACCACGACCGUUCAUCGGAUAGAGCUCGAAGGGAUCGUUCAUCGUUUAAAUACACUAAACGAUAUCAGAGUCAUGAAUAUAUUAAAAGUGAUAUUGACAACCAUGAAAACUCAAAACAUCAUCAUUACUAUUCAACUGUGCCAUUAUCUGGAUUGUCUCUUUUAAAUUACGGGUACAAUAAUUAUAAUUACUCUUCAACUGAAGGUGUGCCUACAUGGUACGAGGAUAAGAAUUGGAAAGCCCCUCAACCUGAAUUUCAACCUCAACCACCUCCCCCGCCACCCCCUGAAGAAGAAGAGAAUUGGGAUGAAUUGGAGCUUAAAAUUGAUAAAAAAGAUAGCCAGAUACUUUUAGAAUCCGCCAGCGCAAAACCUCAAUCACCCCCUGAAAACCUAAAUAUUGAGAAUAAACCUACAAAAAUAAUUGAAUCAAAUAUAGAGAUUGGAAAUGUAGAUUUAGAUACUCGUAUUGCCUUAAUAUUUAAAGGAAGAACUUUUGGAAACGCACCGCCUUUCCUUCAAAUGGAGAGUAGCGACUCUGAAACCGAAAAAGGAAAACCCGAUAAAUCCCAUGAAAAUUAUUCCGAUUCAAAUAAUUCAGUUGAUGGAAAAACACUUGAGAAAAAGAAAUCAGUAUCAGAUCCUCAUGGAGCUAGUGACAUCUCAAGUGAUGAGGAAAUAGUGGUUCAAAAAGAUCCAUCAAAAAACAGUAUUAUCAGUGCGAAGGACGGAAAUGAUGAUAAUAUGUCUCUAUCAUCCUUGUCCUCUCACGAGGAUACAGUGCAGAAUUUAACGGCUUUCAGUGGUUCUGUAAAUAAAAAAUCCUCAGUACCCUCUUAUAUGUAUCAAAGUACAUCAAACCAAAAUCCAUACUAUUACCAAACAACUUCCUAUGGACAUUAUCUUUCAAAUAUACAUACAAACUCCAGCUUAAAUAAUCCUUAUUUUUCAAACUCUGCCUAUAUGCAAUCUGGUUAUUUGUCAGGUGUAGGAACUAUUGAUUUUGAUACUUAUGUACAAUCAUAUGACGCUCAAUAUGCUUUUACAGAUCAAAAUGAUGAAAUAAGGCAAAGAGUAAAAAAAGUAAUAAACUACAUUGUUGAUGAGCUGAAGCAGAUUCUUAAGCGAGAUGUUAAUAAGCGUAUGAUUGAAAUAACUGCUUUUAAAAAUUUCGAAGCCUGGUGGGAUGAUCAUUCAUUAAAGGCUCGUUCCAAACCCUUUGUUGAAGCGGUAGAAUCAUCUAUAAGUUCGACGAAUUUACUAACAGAUAACACUUAUAACGAUAAGGCGCCAGACAAUAAUACAUUUCUUAAUUCACAAAGGGAAAUUCCGGAAUUUCAAUCAUUUUCAAGUAUUGGUAUACGAGCGGCAAUGCCUAAAUUACCAUCUUUUCGACGAUUACGCAAACGUUCUAGCCCUAUUCCUAACCAAAGACAAUCAUUAGAAAGAGAUCUAAGUGAUCAAGAGGAAAUGGUACAACGUUCUGACUCGGAGAAGGAGGAUUCAAAUAUGGGAAGUUCAGAUUUGUCACGUUCGAAUCUUAAAAGAAGGCUUUUAAAUCAAACUGUUAAGCUCCGAACUUCCCCUUCAGAUACAAAUUCAAAAAGGAAAGGAAGCGCAUCGAGUUUUUUUUCUUCAUCCUCUUCUUCAUCGUCUUCUGAAGUUGAAAACGAAAACAAUGAAUGCGUUGAAAAUGAAAGAAGCAGUGAGGAUGAUAGUUUAGAAGACGUGCAGCAACAAAAAAAUAUGUGUCAACAGAAAAAACAUUUUCAAAACCGAAGAUGUGUGAGCUUUAAAUCACAUGAAUAUAAUAACAUUAACAAUAUAUAUUCCGACUCCGAAGAGGAGAAAAAAAUGAAAUUCCCCGACGAAUCAAAAAAAGAUCAAUCAACAAAAAAUCAUAUUUAUUCAGAUACGGAUGAUGAUAAUGCAAAUACUGAAGAGGCAGUAUUGCUUCCUCGAAUACGCGAGAAAUUGUUUUCAUCUAUACCUUCUGAUCUGGAAGAUAUCAGCAAAGAUAGUAGUUUUGGAUUGGCCGAAGAUGACAUAGAUGAUACAUUUGUUCUACGUACUACAUUAAAACUUAAUAAUGAAUCACGACGCUCUCUGACACCAGUACCACCACCAGACUACGAUGAAGAGACAAUUCACAGAAAUUCAGAUUUUUGCAAGGAGAAGCCUAAGUUCGAUUAUGGUCGAAUCUAUAGUGACUCGGACGAAGAACGCGAGUAUCAAGAAAAAAGAAGGCGAAAUACAGAGUACAUGGCACAGAUUGAAAGGGAAUUUUUAGAGGAGCAGGAAAAGAAAAGCAAAAACUCUCCAUCAGAAAUUUUAAUAAGCUUCGAUUCAACACGUGAAAACAAAAUGUCAGAUGACCAUGAAAUUUUUAAUUCUGCCAAUAUAUCAAAGACGUCAAUUCACUCUAUGAUUGGCCCAAAAAUUGAUAUUAACGAAGGUGCAGCGAUAAAAUCCGAACACAUAAUAGAAAAUAUAAGUAACGAUGAAAAUAUGAAAACGGAAAAUAAUGAUAUGGGAGAAUUUGAAAAACCCAGUGCUAAUAACUUUUCUAAUACUGCAUUAAGAGGAUCUAACCAAGCCUGUGGGAUUUUAAAAAUCGAAACAAAGGAAUCCCAAUCACCCGCUUCUUCUGAAGGUGGAUACAGCCAAGCUUCACAGGCUAGUCAAGUCGCCUUAGAACAUUGUUAUUCUUUGCCCCCACAUUCACAAUGUAUUUCUUUGAAUGAUACUUCAAAUAAUAUUGAUACUCAUAAAAUGAGUUCAGAUGGUCAUAAUAUUGCCGGUCAAUUACCAAAAACGGGUCCCGGUAGGCCCCGCAAGGAUACCAUUCGUACACAAAAAAAAAAGAAAGAUUCAGUUCCACGUCAGUCUAAGAACAAAUUGGUUUCGGCUAAAAAAGCAUUAGCUGAAUUGGCCCGACAAACCAUUAAUUUUGUUCCAUAUGAUAUGUAUGGUGCACGUGAUCAAAAUGAGGAAAUGGUUAUAUUGUAUACUUUUCUUACGAAAGGCAUUGACGCCGAAGAUAUAAGGUAUAUAAAUAUGAGCUAUUCAGAGCAUUUACAAAAGGAGCCAUACGCUAUGUUUUUAAACAAUACACAUUGGGUAGAUCAUUGUACGACUGAUCGUACUUUUUGGCCUCCACCAUCUAAAAAAAGAAGAAAAGAAGAUGAUCUAAUGCGUCAUAAGACUGGAUGUGCUAGAACAGAAGGUUUUUAUAAAUUGGAUGUUCGAGAAAAGGCUAAACAUAAAUACCACCAUGCAAAAGCUAAUGCUGAUGAUUUGCUUAAUGAAGACCGUUGUGACGAUCCCACUGCACUUACCAACCACCAUCAUAAUAAGUUAAUAUCUAAAAUGCAAGGAAUUUCGCGAGAAGCGCGGUCAAAUCAGCGACGACUCUUGACCGCGUUUGGUUCCAUUGGAGAGUCUGAACUUUUAAAAUUUAAUCAACUCAAAUUCAGGAAGAAACAGCUUAAGUUUGCCAAAUCUGCCAUACAUGACUGGGGAUUAUUUGCGAUGGAACCCAUCGCUGCAGAUGAAAUGGUCAUUGAAUACGUCGGCCAAAUGAUUCGCCCAGUGGUGGCAGAUCUAAGGGAGUCCAAAUACGAAGCUAUUGGAAUUGGAAGUUCUUAUCUGUUCCGUAUAGAUAUGGAAACUAUUAUAGAUGCUACGAAAUGUGGUAACUUGGCUAGAUUCAUAAAUCAUAGCUGCAAUCCGAAUUGCUAUGCUAAGGUUAUUACCAUAGAGUCUGAAAAGAAAAUAGUUAUUUACUCAAAGCAACCCAUUGGUAUUAACGAGGAAAUAACAUACGACUACAAAUUCCCUUUGGAGGAUGAAAAGAUUCCGUGUCUAUGUGCGGCGCAAGGAUGCCGUGGUACUCUUAAUUGAAGCUUUGUAUUUUUAUCAGUGCGUGUAAGGUUUUGUCGAAAUAAUUGAAUUUAAAAUUGGUGUGCUAAUAAUUUAGAAUGUAAAAAAAAACAAAAAUCCUAUGUAAAUAUAAAACAAAUAUAUCUUUAUAUUGUGUAAAAUCUUGGCCCUUUCCAAGUAAGUCUAAUUCGCCAAAUACUAAGCUUAAUAGUAAAAAAUUGGUAGAGUUGUUUGAUUUAUAAAUUUAUACUUAAUUUAAAACAUACCUUUCUAAGACAAAUGAUAACACUAGUUUAAAAAUUUAAGGGUAAUCGAGUGAACCUUAAAAUUGUUUGAUGAUUGUUUUAUAAUAAUUUGGGAUCGGAGAACACGAAAAUUACAUCCGUUUAUUUUGCUUAAGAACAGUUUUAGAGAUAUUUUUGAAAAUCAUGUUUUUGUGGUCUUUUUUCCUUUUUGGUAAUAAAAAAGGGAUAUGAUCGAAAGGUAUUGAAGUGAUGUUUAUGUGAAUGUAUAACAACUACACAAAUAGUGUAAUUUUCGACCAAUUUUGAAAAUUUUAAUUUUUUAACACUUCAAGAAAUUCAUGCUCUCCGACCUGAGUAGUACAAGUUUAUGUUAAAAAUUAAAACUUUAAGUAAACCAUUUAAAUAUAUUACUACUGAGUAUAUAUGUUAAGUAUACACAUUUUAUUUUUUCUAAUUCUUAAACGCCUAUUAAUAAAUAGGAAAAAAUGUAUAUAAUUGGAAAGUGUGAGUGAGUAGAUUAAUAAAAUAAUACAAUUUUUAUAAAAAAUAACUAGUAAAAUCAGUCUUAGGAGACGUUAAGUUACUUCUAUGAAAAUAAACUAUUAUAAAGAAA